AUGAGCACCGCCGCUUUCCACAUCUCCAGCCUCCUGGAGAAGAUGACAUCCAGCGACAAGGAUUUCAGGUUCAUGGCUACCAGCGACCUGAUGUCGGAGCUGCAGAAGGACUCGAUCCAGCUGGAUGAGGACAGUGAGCGCAAGGUGGUGAAGAUGCUGCUCAAGCUUCUGGAGGACAAGAACGGGGAGGUGCAGAACCUGGCUGUCAAGUGCCUGGGUCCUCUGGUGGGCAAAGUGAAGGAGUACCAGGUGGAAACCAUUGUGGACACCCUCUGUGCCAACAUGCGGUCAGACAAGGAACAGCUCCGAGACAUCGCUGGCAUCGGCCUCAAGACGGUCCUCUCGGAGCUCCCCCCUGCCGCCACAGGCUCCAGCCUGGCCACCAACGUGUGCCGCAAAAUCACAGGCCAGCUCACCAGUGCCAUUGCCCAGCAGGAGGACGUGGCUUUGCAGCUGGAAGCCCUGGACAUUCUCUCUGACAUGCUGAGCAGGCUGGGCGCCCCACUGGGCGCCUUCCACGCCAGCCUCCUGCACUGCCUGCUGCCACAGCUGAGCAGCCCACGCCUGGCUGUGCGCAAGCGGGCUGUCGGGGCGCUCGGCCACCUGGCGGCAGCUUGCAGCACCGACCUCUUCAUCGAACUCGCCGACCACUUGCUGGACCAGCUGCCCGACUCUCAGGUGGCUCCCGCCAGCCCUGCCACAGUGCGCACCCUGAUCCAGUGUCUGGGCAGCGUAGGCCGCCUAGCUGGCCACCGCCUAGGCAGCCAUCUGAACCGCCUGGUGCCCCUGGUGGACAAGUUCUGCAGUGUGGAUGAUGACGAGCUCCGGGAGUCCUGCCUCCAGGCCUUGGAGGCCUUUCUGAGGAAGUGCCCCAAGGAGAUGGGCCCUCACGUGCCCACCGUCACCAACCUUUGCCUUCAGUACCUCAAGCAUGACCCAAACUAUAACUAUGACAGUGAUGGGGAUGAGGAGCAGAUGGAGAUUGAGGACAGCGAAUUCAGUGAGCAAGGUAACGAGGAGGAGUACAGUGAUGACGAUGACAUGAGCUGGAAGGUCCGCCGGGCAGCGGCCAAGUGCAUGGCAUCCUUGAUCAGUUCGAGGCCUGACCUGCUGGCAGACUUCCACUCCACACUGGCACCUGCGCUCAUUUGCCGCUUCAAGGAGCGUGAAGAGAAUGUCAAGGCUGAUGUGUUUGGGGCUUAUGCCACACUGCUGCGGCAAACACGGCCCCCAAAGGGGUGGCUGGAGGCCGUGGAUGAGCCCACCCAGAGAGCCAGCAUUCUCCACAUGCUGCGAGGACAGGUGCCACUUGUUAUUAAGGCCCUGAAGCAACAGCUCAAAGACCGGAGUGUGAGGACCCGCCAGGGUUGUCUCAGCCUCCUUGCUGAGCUGGACACUGUCCUCCCGGGCAGCCUGGCGGAGCACAUGGCCAUGCUGGUGUCAGGUAUUAUCUUCUCACUAGGCGAUCGCUCCAAUUCUUCUAGUAUCCGGAUGGACACGCUGGCCUUUCUGCAGGGGCUGCUGGGCACGGAGCCGCCUGAGGCCUUCCACGUGCACCUGCCCACCCUCUUCCCGCCCGUGCUGGCCUGCGUGGCCGACCCUUUCUAUAAGAUCGCAGCCGAGGCACUGCUAGUGCUGCAGGAGCUGGUCAGGGCCCUGUGGCCACUGGGCCAGUCUCGGAACCUGGACCCUCAGCCAUACAUUGCAGAGAUGUCAGCGGCUACCCUUGCACGACUCCGUGCUACUGACCUGGACCAGGAGGUGAAGGAGAAGGCCAUCUCCUGCACUGGUCACCUUGUGGCCCACCUGGGUGACCAGCUUGGGGACAAGCUGGAGCCUAUGUUACGGCUGCUGCUGGACCGUCUGCGUAACGAGAUCACCCGACUGCCUGCUGUCAAGGCACUGACGCUGGUGGCCAUGUCCCCGCUGCGGGUGGACCUGCAGCCCAUCCUGGCCGAGGCACUGCCCAUCCUGGCCUCAUUCCUGCGCAAGAACCAGAGGGCACUGCGGCUGGCCACGCUGGCAGCCCUGGAGGCCCUCGCCCAGAGCCAGGGCCUCAGCCUCCCACCACCCAUCAUCCAGGCCGUGCUGGCAGAGCUGCCUGCCCUCAUCAGCGAGAAUGACAUGCACGUGGCCCAACUGGCAGUGGACUUCCUCGCCACUGUGACCCAGGCCCAGCCGGCCUCCCUGGCCGAGGUCAGUGGCCCUGUGCUCUCAGAGCUCCUGCGGCUGCUCCGCUCACCCCUGCUGCCUGCGUGUGUGCUGGCCUCUGUUGAGGGCUUCCUGCAGGUGCUGGUGGGCACACGGCCUCCGUGCGUGGCCUACGCCAAGCUCAUAGACCUGCUGACCGCCCCUGUGUAUCAGCAGGAUGGGGAUGGCGGGCCAGGCCUGCACAAGCAGGUGUUUCACUCCCUGGCCCGCUGUGUCGCUGCCGUGGCAGCCGCCUGUCCCCAGGAGGCAGCAGGCACUGCAAGCCGCCUGGUCUGUGAUGCCCGGUCGCCAGACUCGAGUACAGGGGUCAAGGUGCUGGCAUUCUUUUCUCUGGCUGAGGUGGGCCAAGUGGCCGGACCAGGCCCACAGCGGGAGCUGAAAACAGUACUCCUGGAAGCCUUGGGGUCACCCAGCGAGGACGUGAGGGCAGCUGCCUCCUACGCCCUGGGCCGCGUGGGUGCUGGCAGCCUACCUGACUUUCUGCCCUUCCUUUUGGGGCAAAUGGAAUCAGAGCCGAAGCGCCAGUACCUGCUGCUGCACUCACUCAGGGAGGCCCUGGGGGCUGCCCAGCCUGACAGCCUGAAGCCCUAUGUGGAGGACAUCUGGGCUCUACUGUUUCAGCGCUGCGAAGGUGCUGAGGAGGGUGCCCGCAGCGUAGUGGCCGAGUGCAUUGGGAAGCUGGUACUGGUCAACCCCUCCUCCCUCCUGCCCCGCUUCCGGAAGCAGCUGGCUGCAGGCCAGCCGCAUACCCGGAGCACCGUCAUCACAGCUGUGAAGUUCCUCAUCACGGACCAGCCCCAUCCCAUCGACCCGCUUCUGAAGAGCUACAUCGGUGAGUUCAUGGAGAGCCUGCAGGACCCAGACCUGAAUGUACGCCGGGCCACACUGGCUUUCUUCAACUCGGCCGUACACAACAAGCCCUCACUCGUCCGGGAUCUGCUGGGUGACAUCUUGCCGCUUCUUUAUCAGGAGACAAAGGUCCGCCGGGACCUCAUCCGCGAGGUGGAGAUGGGGCCCUUUAAGCACGCUGUGGAUGAUGGGCUGGACGUGCGGAAGGCGGCCUUCGAGUGCAUGUACUCACUGCUGGAGAGCUGCCUGGACCAGCUAGACAUCUGCGAGUUCCUGAACCACGUGCAGGACGGGCUCAAGGACCACUACGACAUCCGGAUGUUGACCUUCAUCAUGCUUGCCCGGCUGGCUACCCUGUGUCCCGCCCCUGUCCUGCAGAGGGUCGAUCACCUCAUCGAGCCCCUCAGGGCCACCUGCACCACCAAGGUGAGCCCUUUGCACUGGUCAGGUACCUACAAUACCAACCACGGUCCCUGCAGAUUCAGCCGCCACUUCCCGGGCCCCUUCUGCUUCACAAAUGGUGUGUGA
Messenger RNA from Elephantulus edwardii (Cape elephant shrew), 3588 nucleotides. RefSeq names its product cullin-associated and neddylation-dissociated 2 (putative) (gene CAND2). The record is from RefSeq and is a predicted model, not a curated record. The coding region runs from base 1 to 3588 and encodes 1195 amino acids. The transcript is spliced from 14 exons. Gene Ontology annotation, biological process: protein ubiquitination; SCF complex assembly. NCBI's taxonomy places the organism in Eukaryota, Metazoa, Chordata, Mammalia, Macroscelidea, Macroscelididae. Gene Ontology annotation, cellular component: nucleus.